Messenger RNA from Cryptomeria japonica (Japanese cedar), 2667 nucleotides. Its product is annotated as transcription factor TCP8. Gene Ontology annotation, molecular function: sequence-specific DNA binding; DNA-binding transcription factor activity. Gene Ontology annotation, cellular component: nucleus. The record is from RefSeq and is a predicted model, not a curated record. The coding region runs from base 488 to 1936 and encodes 482 amino acids. NCBI's taxonomy places the organism in Eukaryota, Viridiplantae, Streptophyta, Pinopsida, Cupressales, Cupressaceae. The transcript is spliced from 2 exons.
UCACGCUUCCUCAUAAGAAGAUAUGUACUCCCAUUCUCCUAGAUGGAUGUCAUUGAGCCACAAUGAUUAUGGGCCGUUUUGUAGAUAUAUACUAUAAGUUACAUACCUGAAUUCGGUAGAAGCCAACGCAAGAACCAAAAAAAUAAUCUAAUCUCUUGCCCCGUAAGACAGUAAGAAAGAAAGCUUCAAGGGAAAGCUAGAGAGCUGUACAGUGAGUGGCUUGUUUUGCAUAUCCAAGGCCCCCACGAACUCUAUCAAAGAAUCUCUGCUGAAUCGCUGCUGCUGCUGCUGCUGAUGAUGAUGCCACUACUGCUACUGCUUCUGCUUCUGUUACUGCUUCUGUUACUGCAGCUGCUGAUUUAAUCGUGUGUAAGACUGUAAGUAACUGUAUCUGGUUUUCUGUGUAUUGUAUUGUAUAUGUUUUGAUCAGAAGGAUUUGAAGUGCCCCGCACGUGGAUUCUGGAAAGGCUAUGAGGCAAGGGGUGAAAUGAUAGGAUAUGUUCAGGUUCAGGGUUCCAGUCUCGAUUCGGGUUCGAUUUCACAGACCAUGGCCAUGAGCAGCGCAGCCACAGCGAUGGGAGCCGCGGCAGAGGCGGGGAACAAUAAUAAUAAUAAUAACGGCGGCAACGUCGCGGGUUCGAAUGCAGUGGAGGGCGCGAGUGGGAGUGGGAGUAUUGUGGAUCCUAACAAGAAGCCGUUGGCAAAACGGUCGUCGACAAAGGAUCGGCAUACGAAAGUGGACGGAAGAGGGCGGAGGAUUCGGAUGCCUGCGACUUGCGCGGCUAGGGUUUUCCAGCUUACGCGUGAGCUGGGGCAUAAGUCGGAUGGGGAGACAAUAGAAUGGCUGUUACAGCAGGCGGAGCCCUCGAUUAUUGCGGCAACUGGGACAGGAACUAUUCCGGCGAAUUUCUCGACAUUGAAUGUUUCGAUGAGGGGGUCGGGGUCCAGCAUUUCGGCUCCGUUGAAGCAGCAGCAGCAGCAACAGCAAGCUUCGUUUUUUGGGGUUGGGCGGGAUUCGAACCUGGCACGUCUGGAACAUCAGUUCCGAAUGCGGAACGAGUGGGAACGCGCGGAGGAGGAUUCGAAAGGGCCGCACGGACACAACGACAUGUCAUUAAUGGGGGCCGGAUUUCAUCAUCAUCAGGACAGCGGAAAUCUGAUGAGCGACAUGGGGGAAGGAUCGCUGAGAGCGGCGGCUCAGGCUCAGGAUUCGGAGGAAGUGAAUUUGAGGAAGAGGUUUCGAGAAGAUCUGUUUAAGGAAGACGACAGCCCCCAUGCGGACGCGGCAAAGCGCGUAAUGCCGGCGGCGGCCAUGUGGGCCGUGGCACCUGCGGGAAUGACCAGCAGCGUUGGACAUCACGCUCACGGUCACAUGCCGCCAGGGGGGUUUUGGAUGCUGCAGCCCGUGAGCGCAAGUGCGAAUUCGCACCUAAUGGCAGCCGGUCCACAAUCUGAGUCUCCUAUCUGGCCAUUCCCUACCACGGGGGGAGCUUCCAUGUACUGUAUGCCUACCGGGGCCUCAAUUCACCUCGGCAACCCCGGUUCGAACCUCGCCAGAUCCAACAGUAACAACAACAGCAACAACAAUAGCACUAACAACAGUAAUCUUUCCAAUCUUUCCGCACUGCCGCUGCCGUUUAUUCCCAGAAUGAAUCUGAUGAGCACACAGGAUGCCACAGCUGCUGUUUCAGGUUCACCAGGAGGAGGAGGAGGAGGUUCCUCGCGGUUUAUCUUGCCUUCGAUGAUGUUGCAGCAGCAGCAGGGAUCGAACCCUGGGCAGGGCCUCGGGGUUAAUCCGAACGAAAGUCAUCUCGGAAUGCUCGCUGCUCUAAAUGCGUACAGUAAAAUGAGUUCAGAACAACAGCAGAAUCAUCACCAGCAAGUGGAAGAAGGCAGAUCGGGAGAAGCUGAUCACCAGGCCGCUAAUUCUCAAUAAGAAUUAAUCCGUUCCAAAGCUCUAAUUUUUAUUUAAUGGAGUUGCAGAUUGGUGCAACCCUAGCUUUCUGUUUUGGAUAUGAUUAUUAUCAAAAUUGACAUGCGUACUACUGUAAUUUUCUACCGAUUUCCAGCCAAAACAUCAGGUCUGCGUGGAGUUGGAUCCAAUGCCGACGGCAACCUUCCAUUUUAGACGUUGCAGUAACAGUUGAGUCCGUCCGUCCGUCCGUCCAUAUUCGAUCUGCCAAAGAUUAGAGUUUGUUGCUGAACAGAGCAGGUGUGUACGUCGUGGAUAAAUUCUUUUAUUUCUAAAGGGAAGGGGGGGAUUGAAUAACUUCUUGUGUGAAUAGAUGAAGAUUGGAGAGCUUGCAAGUGUGCUUCUGAGAAGCUCUGGUCUAGCUUGUGCUGUGGUAAUGGCCGCGUCAUUCAUGACUGUUUCUCUUCUGAUUUGUUUCUAUACGUGAGUGGUUUUAACUUGUAACUGUAUUUUAUUAGGAACCAUAAUUUGACUUUGUUCCUAAGGCUAGCACUCAGUCAGUCAGUGACUACUUGGGAACUGUAUUUUUCAUAAUCUGGUAAUUGUUUUCGAAAUACUCAAAAUAACUGUCUUAGACAAAUAUUACCUAUGUUCGUAUAGCUUCUAUACGGAGUUUCUUCUGUAUUGUAGAAAUUUUUUCUGAAAGAGAGCUUGAAAUUUGAAAUUUGAAUCUUGAAUCUAUGUUUUUUUAUUCA